Molecule: messenger RNA, 2206 nt
Organism: Syzygium oleosum
Lineage: Eukaryota; Viridiplantae; Streptophyta; Magnoliopsida; Myrtales; Myrtaceae
Product: calmodulin-binding protein 60 F-like
Exons: 7
Coding region: 274-2076 (600 amino acids)
Biological process (GO): regulation of salicylic acid biosynthetic process
Cellular component (GO): nucleus
Molecular function (GO): sequence-specific DNA binding; calmodulin binding; DNA-binding transcription factor activity
Source: RefSeq, a predicted model, not a curated record
AACUAUCGAAUAUAUAAAUUCAUUGUAGAUCUAAGCCAAGCUGCAUUGAGACUGGAUCUUUCGGUAUCCAAAACAGGUCACAGGAAUGCAGCUUGUCUUUGCCUCUUUCGGAUCUGCUAACAUUGGAGUCUCCAAAUAGGUUGACAUUUUUGUUAAACCCUUUAUUGUUCUUCCUGAGAGGCUCCCCAGAGCUAAAUUUCAGGUGUUGCCAAAAUCAGGAGCAGAGUCACUGAGAAAUGAAAUUUUACUAGCGAGUGUGGGCCGUUGCUAAGUAUGGAAAGUCCAAGAAACAAGAAGAGAGGAUACGAACAUGGGGCUGGUGUUUUGGAAGAUGACGCGAUCAUUGUCGGUGAAUCGAAGAAGCGGAAAUUACCCACUUUGGGAAGCAUUGUCGUGGAAGCCUUGAAGGUGGACAGUUUGCAAAGGUUUUGCUCAUCGCUGGAGCCUCUACUGCGAAGAAUUGUGAGCGAAGAAGUAGAGAGGGCAUUGACGAGGUUAGGCCAUGCUAGGCUGGCUGAAAGGUCAGCCCCACCUAGAAUACAAAAUCCAGAAGUGAAAGGUAUGCAGCUUCAAUUUAAGACCAGAAUGCCGCCCCACCUAUUCACUGGUGGGAGGAUCGAGGGCGAACAGGGUGCAGCUAUUCAUGUCGUGUUGAUAGACCGAGCCACUGGCCUUGUGGUGCAAGAGGGGUCUUCAUCGAAUGCCAAGCUAAAUGUCGUGGUGCUCGAAGGAGACUUCAAUGACGAACCUGAAGGUGAUUGGAGCGAGGAGCACUUUGAGAGUCUCGAAGUGAAGGAGCGGGAGGGCAAAAGGCCGCUUCUCAUGGGGGAUCUCCAGGUUAUACUGAAGGAAGGGGUUGGAACUCUUGGGGAACUUAGUUUCACUGAUAAUUCCAGCUGGACAAGGAGCAGAAAGUUCAGGCUCGGUGUGAAGGUUGCUGCCGGAUCUUGUGAAGGGGUCCGUGUUCAUGAGGCUAAAACCGAGGCAUUUGCUGUUAAAGAUCAUAGGGGAGAAUUGUAUAAAAAACAUUACCCACCCGCUUUGCAUGACGAGGUGUGGAGAUUGGACAGAAUAGCAAAGGAUGGAGCUCUGCAUAAGAAGCUAAUUAAUGCUGAAAUCGUAACAGUCGAAGAUUUUCUACGGCUUCUUGUCGGGGACCCUCAGAAAUUAAGAAAAAUCCUAGGGAGCGGAAUGUCAAACAGAAUGUGGGAGAAUACAGUCGAGCAUGCGAAGACGUGCGUCAUGGGUGGGAAGGUGUACAUAUACUACACUGACGCGAAUCAUAAUACUGGCGUGGUCUUCAACGAUAUAUAUGAGCUCAGAGGCUUUCUUACUGAUGGGCAGUUCUUCUCUCUGGAAAAUCUGACCCACAAGCAAAAGAUCUCAGUAGAUUCCUUGGUGAAGAGAGCCUAUGAGAACUGGAACGAAGUUGUAGAAUAUGACAGCAAAGUUCUAAGCUCCAUCUCCGGUACAAGGAAAGGAACAACAUCCUCAGUUUUCCCGGAGGCUGUAACCGAGAAUGCUAGUGUGCGAGAUCAGCACUACACAUCGACUACACAAUACUCGCAGCAACACACAUCACGAUGUGAACAAAGAGACCCGCAGUGCCAAGUUCAGAAUAUCUGCCCACCGGUUUCUCCGCUCAUGGAACUUCCAGUUGUUAGACUUCAUCAAACUGCAACUCAAGUUCUAGAUGCUCCACAAGUAGCAUUUCCCAGUGUUGGUACAGAUUUCUUGUCCGCCGCAACUCCGGGGAUUGGGGGGACUAAUUAUUCCGGAGACUUGUUUGCGGAGGAAAUUCGGCUCAGGAGCACAGAGAUGCUGCAGGGUGAUGAUAUGCAGAGACUGCUGAGGUCAUUCGGUACAGGACCCAGCUUCCACUAUUCGAAUAAGGAUAGUUUCACUUAUCCGUAUGACAGUAGGACGGAUUGCCAGCUCCGGCAGACAUGCAGCCAGCGCACGGGCAAGGCCGUCGUCGGCUGGCUUAAGCUGAAGGCUGCAUUGAGAUGGGGCAUAUUCAUUAGGAAGAAAGCUGCAGAGAGAAGAGCUCAGCUUGUAGAGCUUGAUGACUCCUAGACCCUCUUUCUUUGUUUCUGUCUUUUUCUUUCUCUGCCUCUCCCCGUUACCCUCUGUUGGAUACUCGAGCACUUUUAAAAUGGCGAUAUCUUUGGUUGACAUUAUAAUGGCGAUAUCUUAGCAUAAUAAA